AUGCCGAAGGACACAAUGCUUGCACAGCCGCGCGCGCACCGCCGCCACAACCCACUGCACGAAGAAUUGCUCGAGACGUCGCACGGGCCGGGGCACCUGCGCAAGGUGGCCCGCAUCAAGCGCAAGGAGAAGCAGGACCGGCCCGAGGACUAUGUCGACAGCGGGCUGUCGAAGCGGAUCCUGCUGCUGGCGAAGGAGCAGCAAGACGAGAUCUCCGAGGAGCGGGCGGCCGCCGCCGCAGUUGGCGUGGGUGCAUUCAUUGGUGGUGGAGGCGCGCAGAUGAGGAUUCAGGUGCAGGAGGAGGAGGAGGAUAGCGAUGAGGGAGAGUUCGACGAUGAUGAUGGAUUCGAGGACGAGGAGGAGGAGGUCGAGGAGAUUGAGGUCGAUGAGGGCGACGAGGAGCUCUUCAAUCGCUUCAUGCCCCAGGAGGGGCAGCAGGAACAGAGGGUCUCGCUCGCAGAUAAGAUUUUGGAGAAAAUUGCGGAGCACGAGGCGAAGCUUGCUGGAGGAGGCGGCCAGGGCAAGGGACAGGACGAUGUACUUGCGCUGCCGCCGAAGGUCGUCGAGGUCUACACCAAAGUCGGAAUCCUGCUGUCAAGAUAUAAGUCCGGAAAGCUGCCAAAGGCGUUCAAGAUUAUUCCGUCGCUGAAAAAUUGGGAGCCGAUAUUGUUUAUUACAAGACCGGAUAAGUGGACGCCAAAUGCGUGCUACGAGGCGAUGAAGUUGUUUGCCGCGCAGAAGUCGUCGCAGACUCAGAAAUUCUUGUCAUUAAUUCUCCUGGACCGUGUGCGCGACGAAAUCCAUGAGAGCAAGAAACUCAACGUUCAUCUCUACAACAGUAUCAAAAAGUCGCUAUACAAGCCAGCGGCGUUCUUCAAGGGCUUCCUGUUCCCUCUGGCCGAGAGCGGCACCUGCUCCCUAAAAGAAGCACAAAUAAUCGGCUCGGUGCUCACGCGCAUCUCGAUCCCGGUGCUGCACUCGGCGGCCGCGCUUCUCCGGCUUUGCGAGAUGGACUACACUGGGCCGACCAGCGUGUUUAUCCAAGUGCUGAUCGACAAGAAGUACGCGCUGCCGUACAAAGUCGUUGACGGACUGGUGUUCCACUUCAUCCGGUUCAAGAGCGUCGACGACCAGCUGCCGCUGCUGUGGCACAAGAGCCUGCUCGCGUUCGCGGAGCGCUACAGAAACGAUAUCACCGAGGACCAGCGGGAUGCCCUGCUCGAUCUGCUGCUGGUCAAGGGACAUCCCCUCGUCGGACCGGAGAUCAGACGCCAGCUCAUUGCGGGAAGGGCUAGGGGAAUGGAGAAGGAGAUGAUGAUGAUGCAGGAGGACGAUUUGAUGAUGGAGUAG
Messenger RNA from Tricharina praecox, 1350 nucleotides. RefSeq names its product Bystin-domain-containing protein. Gene Ontology annotation, cellular component: cytoplasm; preribosome, small subunit precursor; nucleolus. Bases 1 to 1350 code for a protein of 449 amino acids. NCBI's taxonomy places the organism in Eukaryota, Fungi, Ascomycota, Pezizomycetes, Pezizales, Pyronemataceae. The record is from RefSeq and is a predicted model, not a curated record. The transcript has 4 exons. Gene Ontology annotation, biological process: rRNA processing. Gene Ontology annotation, molecular function: snoRNA binding.